UCCUGGGUGGGGUUUGUGAAGUCGUGGCCCGUUAGCAGGAAGCGGAGCAGUCGCCCCGACGCUGGCGAGAGACCCAGUCCGAACCCCCAGUCCCCGGAGUCCGAGCCCUGUGUACUGCGUUCUCAGCGCUGUCCGACAGCUCCCAGCCAAACUUCACCAACUCCGCCGCCUUUUCCGCCACCAUGCCCAAGACGAUCAAUGUGCGUGUGACCACCAUGGACGCAGAGCUGGAAUUUGCCAUUCAGCCCAACACCACUGGCAAGCAGCUGUUUGACCAGGUGGUGAAAACUAUCGGCCUGAGGGAAGUUUGGUUUUUUGGUCUGCAGUACCAGGACACUAAGGGUUUCUCUACUUGGCUAAAACUCAAUAAGAAGGUGACUGCCCAGGAUGUGCGGAAGGAAAGCCCCCUGCUUUUCAAGUUCCGGGCUAAGUUCUACCCUGAGGAUGUAUCCGAGGAAUUGAUCCAGGACAUCACACAGCGACUAUUCUUCCUGCAAGUGAAGGAGGGCAUUCUCAAUGAUGAUAUUUACUGCCCACCUGAGACUGCUGUGUUGCUGGCCUCCUAUGCUGUCCAGUCCAAGUAUGGUGACUUCAAUAAGGAAGUCCACAAGUCUGGCUACUUGGCUGGGGACAAGUUGCUGCCACAGAGGGUCCUGGAACAGCACAAACUUAACAAGGACCAGUGGGAGGAACGUAUCCAGGUGUGGCAUGAGGAGCACCGGGGCAUGCUCAGGGAGGAUGCUGUCCUGGAGUAUCUGAAGAUUGCCCAGGAUCUGGAGAUGUAUGGUGUGAACUACUUCAGCAUCAAGAACAAGAAAGGCUCAGAGCUGUGGCUGGGAGUAGAUGCCCUGGGUCUCAACAUCUAUGAGCAGAAUGACAGACUGACUCCUAAGAUAGGCUUCCCCUGGAGUGAAAUCAGGAACAUCUCUUUUAAUGACAAGAAAUUUGUCAUCAAGCCCAUUGACAAAAAAGCCCCGGACUUCGUCUUCUAUGCUCCUCGGCUGCGGAUUAACAAGCGGAUCUUGGCUCUGUGUAUGGGGAACCAUGAGCUAUACAUGCGCCGCCGCAAGCCCGACACAAUCGAGGUGCAGCAGAUGAAGGCACAGGCCCGGGAGGAGAAGCACCAGAAACAGAUGGAGCGUGCUCUGCUGGAAAAUGAGAAGAAGAAACGUGAGAUGGCAGAAAAGGAGAAGGAGAUGAUUGAACGGGAAAUGGAGGAACUGAUGGAGAGGCUGAAGCAGAUCGAGGAACAGACUAAGAAGGCUCAACAAGAACUGGAAGAACAGACCCGCAGGGCUCUGGAACUUGAACAGGAGCGGAAGCGUGCCCAGAGCGAGGCUGAGAAACUGGCCAAAGAGCGUCAAGAAGCUGAAGAGGCCAAGGAGGCCCUGUUGCAGGCCUCCCGGGACCAGAAGAAGACCCAGGAACAACUGGCCUUGGAAAUGGCAGAGCUGACAUCUCGGAUCUCCCAGCUGGAGAUGGCCCGACAGAAAAAGGAGAGUGAGGCUGUGGAAUGGCAGCAGAAGGCUCAGAUGGUACAAGAAGACUUGGAGAAGACCCGUGCAGAGCUGAAGACUGCCAUGAGCACGCCUCAUGUGGCAGAGCCUGCCGAGAAUGAGCAGGAUGAGCAGGAUGAGAACGGUGCAGAGGCCAGCGCUGAACUGCGGGCUGAUGCCAUGGCCAAGGAUCGCAGCGAGGAGGAACGUACCACUGAGGCAGAGAAGAAUGAGCGUGUGCAGAAGCACCUGAAGGCCCUCACUUCAGAGCUGGCCAAUGCCCGUGAUGAGUCCAAGAAGACUGCUAAUGACAUGAUCCAUGCUGAGAACAUGCGACUGGGUCGAGACAAGUACAAGACCCUGCGCCAAAUCCGGCAGGGCAAUACUAAGCAGCGCAUUGAUGAGUUUGAGUCCAUGUAAUGGGCACCCAGCCUCUAGGGACCCCUCCUCCCUUCUUCCUUGCCCUCACACUCCUACACUCUUGCCUAACUCACACUGUGCUGGAGCCACUAACUAGAGCAGCCCCGGAGUCAUGCCAAGCAUUCAGUACAGCCAUGGGACCAAACCUAGCCCCUCAGCCCUCACUCACUUCCCUAGGCAGAGAGAUGGCCCACUAUGGUGAUGAUGGGACCCUCUUUUUCUUCCAUCCCAGGUGAUCUAGCUUUCUAGAAGAGAUCACUUUCUCAGCUCAGAGGCACUUCCCACUUGAUUUGGGAAAUACCCCCACAUUUACUGUUGCUUUGCAGGAGUCAAGUGUAGUAGGUUGAAAACUAGCCCCCACCACUGCCUUCCUCUUCAUGGUCCUGUGAUUUGCAGAAUUGGAACAUCAUAGGGUUUAGAGAAGGAGGCGGAGCCCUGGCUAUAUGCUCUAGGAUGUCAACUGCCCUAGGAUUAGGCCUCCCAGUGUCCAUCCCUUCUAGAGUUAUUUAGGCUUUGUAAUGAUUGGAGGCUAAAAAGAUGUUCACUCAUUCUUCUCUCUACCUCCCAGAUUGGACCUGUUACAAACUUGGUCCCAGUAAACCUUGUCCCUGAGUUCAGGGACUUAGUUUCUCUUCAGGGUGAUAUGGGGGAGACAGUGCCUGCAAGAGGCUUCACCAACAUCCUGGAAGGCCGUUGGCCAUUCUGUUCAGACAAGAUUGGGUAGAGGAUCUGCCCCUAUGCCUUAUGGGAGCCUAGACUUGUUUCAAGUGAGCUCUAUGGGCAGAGAUAUCCCUUAUUAUUCUGUGUUCCUCUUCCCCUCUUGGGAUCUGCCCCUCCCCACUCCAAUCCCCAAACCCCCUCCAAGUAGAACAGUAGGGAUGGUUACCCCCAAACCCAGCCAGCCCCAUCCAGGACUUUUGCUAAAGGGAGGAAAUAUU
This is a messenger RNA of Lagenorhynchus albirostris (white-beaked dolphin), 2854 nucleotides long. Its product is annotated as moesin. Gene Ontology annotation, cellular component: cytoskeleton; microvillus; plasma membrane. The record is from RefSeq and is a predicted model, not a curated record. The transcript has a single exon. Gene Ontology annotation, molecular function: cell adhesion molecule binding; actin binding. Gene Ontology annotation, biological process: regulation of organelle assembly; positive regulation of early endosome to late endosome transport; positive regulation of protein localization to early endosome. Bases 183 to 1916 code for a protein of 577 amino acids. NCBI's taxonomy places the organism in Eukaryota, Metazoa, Chordata, Mammalia, Artiodactyla, Delphinidae.